AAUGGCUGAAAAAUGCAGGAGAGAGGUAGUGACACUGCCAUGGUUUCUUUUCUAAUUUUGAAAACAGAAUCGACUUCCAAAUUGAUUGACCUAUUACAGGGUUAAAUGGCUAAGGAUACAGCGGGGCGUCGGUAAAAUGGAUAUUAAAACUGCGGUUUUUAACGCGGCCAGAGAUGGGAAACUGAAACUUAUCCAGAAGUUGCUGAGCAACAAAAGUCCGGAGGAGUUGGAGGCGCUUGCCGAAGAGAAGACGCAGGGAGGCACCCCGCUUCUGAUCGCGUCCCGGUAUGGGCAUUUGGAGGUAGUGGACUAUCUGCUGGAGCACUGCAAGGCUAACGUAGAGCUGGGGGGCUCCGUUAAUUUUGAUGGAGAAACGAUUGAGGGGGCGCCCCCGUUAUGGGCGGCUUCUGCGGCGGGUCACCUGCCGGUCGUACGGACUCUGCUGAAACACGGAGCUUCUGUCAACAACACCACGCUGACCAACUCCACCCCACUGCGGGCAGCCUGCUUCGAUGGUCACCUGGAGAUCGUCCGCUACCUGGUGGAGCACCGUGCUGAUAUGGAAGUAGCUAAUCGGCACGGCCACACCUGUCUAAUGAUAUCUUGUUAUAAGGGCCACAAAGAGAUAGCCAAAUUUCUACUCGAACGUGGUGCAGACGUAAACCGGAAGAGUAUAAAAGGCAACACGGCCCUCCAUGACUGUGCAGAGUCUGGGAGCCUGGACAUCAUGAAGAUGCUGUUGAAGUGUAACGCGCGCAUGGAGAAGGACGGCUAUGGGAUGACCCCCCUGCUUGCUGCCAGCGUGACGGGUCAUACCAAUAUAGUUGAGUAUCUGGUGCACCAGCCCCGCUCCUCACGGGACGAGCGUGUGGAUGCCCUUGAGCUAUUGGGUGCGACUUUUGUUGACAAGAAGCGUGACCUGUUAGGAGCCAUGCGCUACUGGAGGCGAGCCAUGGAGCUGCGACAGGGAGGGGAGCGGGUCGGGCCGCUGGUCAAGCCCCCUCCAGGGCCCCCUGUCCCCGCGUACGACUGCGCGCGGGAGGUGAGGACGGCAGAGGAGUUGGAGAGCCUGAUUACAGACCCGGACGAGAUGCGCAUGCAGGCACUGUUGGUGCGUGAGCGCAUCCUCGGCCCCUCGCACCCUGACACCUCCUAUUACAUCCGCUACCGGGGGGCCGUCUACGCCGACUCGGGCAACUUUGAGCGCUGCAUCAGCCUGUGGAAAUACGCGCUGGACAUGCAGCAGAGCAACCUGGACCCGCUCAGCCCGAUGACCACCAGCAGCUUCCUGUCCUUCGCAGAGCUCUUCUCCUUUGUGCUGCAGGAUCGCGCCAAGGGCACGCUGGCCACCCGCGUCAGCUUCCAGGACCUGAUGGGCGUGCUGAGUAAGAGCGUGCGCGAGGUGGAGCGGGCUGUGGCCCAGCGCGACAGCCCCCCCGAGGUGCCGCAGUUCAGCAAGGCGCUGUCCAUCAUCCUGCACCUCAUCUUUCUGCUGGAGAAGCUGGACUGCACCCCUGAGCAGGAGCACCAGAAGAAACAGACCAUCUACCGCCUGCUGAAGCUCAACCCAAGGGCCCGCAAUGGCUACACUCCGCUGCACAUGGCGGUGGAUAAGGAGACGACAGCAGUGGGACGCUACCCUGUGGGCCGCUUCCCGUCUCUGGCAGUGGCAGCUCUGCUGUUAGAGUGCGGUGCUGACGUGGACUCCCGCGACAGCGACAACAAUACACCGCUGCACGUGUGUGCGGCCAACGGCUGCCCGGAGAUCAUGAGCAUGCUGGUGCGUGCAGGCGCACACUUUGACGCCACCAACGCACAGCGGAAGACAGCCUAUGAGAUGCUGGAUGAGCAGAACAGCGGCCGCCACACUCUGCACCCCCUCAACUAUGUGACGCUGCAGUGCCUGGCAGCGCGUGCCAUCGAGAAGCACAGACUGCCCUACAAGGGGCUGAUCUCAGACGAGAUGGAGGCCUUCAUCCAGCUGCACUGACCCCCAUCUUGCCUUCUCUGCAUCAGCCAUUUUCCUUACACUCAGCUCUUCUCAGGCUGAGACCAAAUCAAAGCAAUAAUCCCACUAAUCGCAAACCACAGCCCCAUAACUCGAGGAGGAUGUUUCAGUUGAUUUCUUUCUUCCAGAACACAAACACCUUGACGUUCUGGUCUUGGAUUUGCAGUUAGGGCGUGGCUGAAAAUGCUGAUUUGAUUUAGGCUUUUAUGGUCUCAGCUUUUCUCAGAUUUCCACACAUGCAAGAUAAGUGUUUAGUUUCGCCUGUCAGUAUGUAAUUUGACUAUACAGUCAUUUUUAAGGUGGCGGUAGGUAGCAGUUCAAAAUCAGGAAUGGGAUAUUACUGUAAAGGGGAUUACUAAAUUUGGUAAAUGCCUGCAUGUUGGGUUAAAAAGUGAGUGAGAUAGUUUGUUCAAAAUGUCUUAUUGCCAGUAAAUCUGUCAGCCUCUGUGAUGCAAAGCUUGUACGUCCCACUCCUGUCUGUCCUUCUCUUGGUACUAUUUUGUUUCAUUUUUAGUUAUUCCAUGUUAUGGUAACUUCCACUGGGAAAAGCAGUGAAGUCUGCUGUGCCAAACUGACACCCUAUAUUUCUCAGGCUUCACCGGAUACCUGUUUGCUGCGAGUGGGAAGGCUCCUCACUGGCCUUACGUGCCAUUUGUCUAUAGCUGGUGUUGCAUCAUUAUUCAUUAGAAACUGUCCAGCCUAGUCUGGUUAGAUUCUACAACAGGAAAUUUUGAAAAAGGCACUUUUAAUCCCAAGAGAAUUAGGGGUGCUUUAGACCUGUUAGUUUAUUGCAUUUGAAAAACAUCCACCUUUGAUCUCUGAAUUUGGUCAAUCAUCUUUUAUUAUCAAGCUGGGAGAUUUCACCAGAGUUGGAGGUUAGAAUGAAUUAUGGAGUCUGGUAAUGGACUACAUUUGCCUCUUAGUCUUAUUAUUAUUGAUGUUUUCAUUUUGGUUUAUUAUUUUACAAUAUCACAUUUCAUUGUUUGAUGUUAUGUUGUUAACUUGACCUUAUUUAAAGCACUUUGAAAAAUCCUAGGACUCUUGCAUCCGAGCUUUGGACUCACUCAUUAACUCUGGAGUUCCUUGUCUAACAGAUUGUUGAAUCUUUGGGGCAAAACUGAGUUUGAGAUGCCUGAAUAAAAUUCAGU
This is a messenger RNA of Megalops cyprinoides (Indo-Pacific tarpon), 3156 nucleotides long. Its product is annotated as protein fem-1 homolog A. Gene Ontology annotation, molecular function: protein binding. The transcript has a single exon. The coding region runs from base 137 to 1990 and encodes 617 amino acids. The record is from RefSeq and is a predicted model, not a curated record. NCBI's taxonomy places the organism in Eukaryota, Metazoa, Chordata, Actinopteri, Elopiformes, Megalopidae.